Anarrhichthys ocellatus (wolf-eel) is the source of this 4678-nucleotide messenger RNA. RefSeq names its product fucosyltransferase 9a (gene fut9a). Bases 807 to 1889 code for a protein of 360 amino acids. Gene Ontology annotation, molecular function: alpha-(1->3)-fucosyltransferase activity. The record is from RefSeq and is a predicted model, not a curated record. The transcript is spliced from 3 exons. Lineage: Eukaryota; Metazoa; Chordata; Actinopteri; Perciformes; Anarhichadidae. Gene Ontology annotation, cellular component: membrane.
UUAUUCAAAGGAGGACCCUGAAGCAGAUGACUAAAGUGUAAUAUGCACGAACGCUGAAGCCCAGCAUCCCUCACACACUGGAGCUCCGCCACAGCCUGCAGCUGCAUUGACGGUAAACAGAGAAAGGUAGCGCAUGGGCAGCCAGCAGGAAAUUAUUCCACAUCGCAUCACAUCACUGGGCAUACAUGGCGUCCUCACACACCGAGCCAUGAAUAUAGUGUGCAGGCUGACGAGGUAGCAGCCAAUUCUUCUCUGCUUCUCUCUUUUUUUUUUUUUUUUUUGUUUGCAGCCAUCGUUCUUUGCGGCGGUGUGCAGCAGCGGGGAAGAUUCAGCGCACAUUGCUACAGUAGGUAUCAUUUUUUUUUUCUGGAUCAAGACGAUGGAUGUGGGCUCAUCCGGAUCUAUUCCUGCAAAUACGGCGGACGGGCGCGACUUUUUAUUCCAAACGCAUCCGCAUCUUCCGUAUGUUUCAAGGUGUCUUUGAAAAAGCGUAUACGGACCUCUGGAGGAAAUGAGAAGAAAGGUAUAUUUUGACUCACGCCUGUCGAGAUGGAGGCGUCAUUAAGAAGACCUGUGCAUUCAAGAUCAAACGCACCUCAUUAGAUCAUUAAGGAUCAUUGUUAAUCUGCGUAAGAGCAAAGGGGCAUCUCUUAGCUGUGACCUUUUUUUUUUUUGGUCUAUGUGCACUGAAUCACAAAGAAGAUUGAUCCCACCGUCGACCCAAUGUAGGAACUGCUCCCUAAGAUUCCCACAACCUCUACACUUGCUUGGAUUUCAGCAUUCAGUCAAAUCCACCAGGACAGAGUAUGCCAUCUGCACCUUUUCACAGAAUCCUACGACCCCUUCUGCUCGGCACUUUCAUACUGGGAUGCUUUGUGACUCUGUUUUUGAUGUAUUUUAAACCAUCCACCAGCUGGUUAUCAGGUCCUGUAGAGUCCACGGUAUCCACAGAUCGGGUCAAGAACCUCUUCUCCAACAAGAGCGAUAAAAACGUGACCACCCUUUUGAUCUGGCUCUGGCCCUUCGGACAAACCUACGACCUGGCCGUGUGCAGCUCUCUUUUCAACAUCGAAGGCUGCUUUCUCACAGCGGACAGGAACCUCUACAACAAGUCGGAUGGGGUCGUCAUCCAUCACCGAGACAUCUGCACCGACCUGUCCAACCUGCCACCGGUCCAGCGACCAUCCUUCCAGAAGUGGAUAUGGAUGAACUUGGAGUCGCCGUCGCACUCCUCCCAGCUGCCUGGGAUCGAGAAUCUGUUCAAUCUGACUCUCAAUUACCGCCAGGAUGCUGACAUUGAAGUGCCUUAUGGGUCCAUUGUAGCGGCGGAGGGCGACGAGGACUUUGUCCCACCCAGCAAAAACAAGCUGAUCUGCUGGAUUGUGAGCAACUGGAACCAGGACCACGUGCGGGUGAAAUACUACAAUGAGUUGUACAAAUACAUUGAGGUUCAUGCGUACGGACAAGCCUUCGGGGAGUACAUCGCUGACCAAGACUACUUCCCCACCAUCGCCAGCUGCAAGUUCUACCUGGCUUUUGAGAACUCCAUCCACAAGGACUACAUCACUGAAAAACUGUACAACCCGCUGUCUGUGGGGUCAGUGCCAGUGGUUCUUGGCCCGCCCAGGGAGAACUACGAGAACUUUAUCCAGGGAGACGCCUUCAUCCACGUGGACGACUUCACCUCGCCCAAGGAGCUGGCCGAUUACCUGCUGCUCUUGGACAAGAACGAGGAGAUGUACCUCAGGUACUUUGAGUGGAGGCGGCACUUUAAAGUAAAGAAGGCUUAUUUCUGGGCAGAGCACACAUGCCUGGCUUGUGAUUACCUGCGGAGGCACAAGGAGUACAAGGCAUUCAAUAACCUUGACAAGUGGUACUGGGGCGGAUAGUACUUUGAAGGGCUAUGCAGUGCUUGUUUUGUUGUGGCUGUGCUUUAAGUAAUUUUAGUUCUUCGGUUAACAUGAAGGUUCAUUAUUGUGUGUCCAGAGCUCCCGAAUUAUGUUUUUUUGUUGAUUCAGUGGCCCAGUGAGACAUCCAUCUUGUUUAUUUAAUUAUUUUUAUUAUUUGCAAGUCAAUUUUGCCAAGCCUUACUUUGCCUUUUGUGUUAAUCAUUUAUUAAUAAUUUUAAUAAAUUGAAAAUGCACUACAUUUGUUAUUGUUAUUUCAAUCCAUGUUUUGCUUAACAUGACAACAUUAAGCAAAACAUGCUUUUUUGAAAUAUUUUUUGUUCUAUUUUUAGUAUGAAUGCUUGAUUGUAUGGAUGUUCCUGUAUAACAGAUAACAUUCAUGAUGCAAGGUUGUUGUUGUUUUUUUCUUUAAAUACCCCCUUUUCAUGAAGCAGAUGUUAGAAUAGUGUUGGCUGCAGAUGGAGAUUGACAUAAAAAAAGUGCAAAUAUUUAUGUAAUAUUUAUUCAAGUAAGGCAUUAUAUGAUAAAAAAAAAAACAAUCUCAUCUGUGCUAGUGAUGCAGUCAACUAUGCAGUGUUUACUGAACUCAAAUGUGAAAGUAGUUAAUUGUGUCAUGUACAUAUUGUGUAUUUUUGGAAGGAUGUAGCUGUCAAUUUUUUUCUCCAUAUUUUUGUGAGUUUGCAUUUGCACUGCUAAUCUAACUGCUACCUAUCUUAACAUAUGUACAGUAAGGCAGACGGACAUUGUGUUACGUGGUUGUAGAUGGCAUAAUGGUGAUCAUUACCCCGCUAGUCUCCGACAGCAGACGUGUCUGCUCGGUGAGAGGGAGGUUACUAUUUUAAUCAUGUUGUGAAUUGUUCAUUGUCACAUGUGAUGUGUCAAAGUGCAGUUGGAUUCCGCAUGGGUGAUAAUAGUACAGUACAGAGCCACUGUACUGCAGUGUGAAGCUCACAGACACCUCAUUAUGUUGGAUUCUGAUUUGAUCUGAAAUGUUUAAUUGAAUACAGUGAAGGGAAAGAGCACAAAAUAACAUAUUACUGAAGCUAUUUUGCUGUGCAUACUGUACUGCCAUCCUACAACUUGACAUUAAAUAUUUACACCGAUCUUUUCAACUAUUUCAAGCAGAUGUUACCAUAUGUGUGAAGUCGGUGUGAAUCAGGAUGAAAUAUGAUCAGGUGAGCUCUGCCCACAUUUUUGGUACCCGCUAAGAAAAAAGUGAAAGAUGUGAAAUGGUCAAGAUUACUGCCAGAUUAUCCAUAUUACUAUCUUUGAAUCAUCACAGCGCAGUGUUGCGGUGUGUGGGCAGUUAGAGGUUGCAUGUGAAAGAUAUUUCUUUUUCUGGAUUUCUUUUGUUGUUGUUUACACUCCUGUUUACAGUUGUGUGGCUUGCCAGCCAACCUACACCACUCAAGCUCACACUACAAAAUGCAUCAACAUCUGUAGAUACCGCAUCACAUUUAAAUAUUGUCAGAACAUCUAAUCCACUGAAAAAUGCAUCUCAACAGCACUCAGCAGCUAUUUGACGUCAUGGUUUUGUUUUUACAGAAAGAAUUGCGCAAAACCAAGUCAACAUUUUAUGCAAGAUAAGCCAGCGUCUUUUUGGUCAAAGUACUCAUUAUAUAUCAUUUUGAUAUUUCUUCACUGUCAAAGGGACCAUUGAUGUAAAUUAGGAUGAAUUUAAUUAUUUUUCUUAUGGGAUAUGGUUCUGAAACGCCGUAGUAAAACCUGUAUAUAAACCUUGUCGUGAACUGAAUCAUCAUCUGGAUCAAACCAGCCCACUGGCACAGAUCAUCCCUGUAUGUGCAAAGGACUGAGGGAGCUCAAACAUUUUUUUUUGCAUUUACGGGGAAAAGAAACAACGUGUUGUACAUAUUUUCAAUGUUAUAAAGAUCUCUUUAUAAGAUGCAAGUGUUAUCAGGCAGUGAAUGUGAUUGUGCUGCACCUUUGUAGGAAAUGUUGGUGCUUCGAAAGGCUGUGAAUCAAGGUGAAAGGAGAGUUAAACAGGAUUACCAGUGUCAGAGACAAUGGUUUCAGUGGACAUUUUCAUCAAGGGAGGCAAUUUUACACCAUCUUUUUUUUCUUCUUGUGAUUAGGCAGUACUGCUCUUGGCAUGACCUAAUUGAAAAAAAGUGAAAACGCAGCAGAGAUACAGCACUUUUAUUCAUGUGGAGUUGUGUGACUCACUGUGCUGGUGGCUGUCUUUAGAUGGAGCUGUUGUGAGUUCAGAAACUGUCAUCUACGACCUCGGCUGUCUCACAGAUCAACAAUGAAACUGCGAAUUAUGGUUUCAUAUUGUACAGUCCAAUCUCAUGUAUGAAAACAAAGGUUUCUUGUCCAAUGUGGUUGGUGAUUUAAAUUAACAAAACUUUAUUUUGUUUUCUUGUGUUGUCUGUCUCUUUCCUCCUCUCUCCCUUUCUCUCUUUUUUGCACAAAAACAAACACGAGGAGCUGUGGCUUCUCUGUUCCGUCUGAGUCUGUGAGUGUGUCACAGCACCAUGAAUCAGGAUGUCUCUGGAUACUGUCCGGCCUGGCACUGAUUUUGCCGGAGUCCUUGAAAACACUGUAUACCCAGUGGGAUGAAAUCUUUGUGUGGUUGAACAUGACGAGUUCUACAGAAAUGCUCAUUUUCUGCCAGUUCACUGAACUAACCAGUGAAUCAAUCAGUACAAGUCUUUUGCCAAAUCGUUGUGUUUUGCCAAAUGUUGUGUUUUAACUGUAGAUGUCUGAUAAUGUCAAAGAAAAUAAAGAUAUGGACAAAUGAGCAAAGAUGA